AUAAAUGCAUAUGUUGAAAAUGGAACCUACCUAAAGGGUCCCCUUGACGACAGCACAUCCUCUGUGCAGCAGCGUUCUCACAAGAUUGAAGCUGGUUCUGCAGCAGAGUAAAGUAACCCAGUCAUUGAAAAUGUGCUGAAGAUUUCUGUGCUGCAAGUCAGACACUUCAGAGAUGACUGAACCCCUCAUCUGUGUGAGCAUUAGCAGGGCAAUUUGCUUUUGAAUGAAAAUUCGUUCCUAUUGUUGCGCCUCUACAAAAAUGCAGAGUUUGAAGAGCACAGACUUCAAGCAGAUGAUCCCAUUUACAAUGACAGGACAGUGAUGACAACUGUUGGUGAACAAGAUUCGAGAAAAAGGAACCCGGACGGUAGGGAAGAGGUUCUUAGAUGACAUUCAGCUCCAGAGCAUUCCUCUUCACCUUCUUUUGUGACAGCCUUUUGUUCUUUGUUACCUUCUCUUACGCGGAAUUUGCACAAGGAGCAUGGAUUAAGAAGAUCAGCAAUUUAAUUGUUUUCAAGCAUAGAAGCUCACAUUGCUUUAAUUAAAAAUCCUUUGGAAAUAUCAUUAAUAUAGCUUUAAAAAUCCGAAUGAAAGAACAAUGACAUAAACACUUGUGAUGGCAGCUAAACAUCACCACGGGGUUGGGAGCAGGAAGGACUCAGAACCUUGCAGCAAAUGUGACUGACUGAAUCUUGACCCUGUCUUCUAGCUUUAUUGAAAAGUUUAUCUAGUUGGUAUGAUUAUUACAUCAAUAUCAUUAUCCUGGGAAGAAUAAACUCAAUGAAGAGGUCUUUCAAAACUGAAGUGAAACCAUUGUGUAAGAAAGUUGAACAGUUUGAAGAAAGAAUACAAAGAAAAAGAAAGUAAACAAUACACGGUUUUCUAUUGUGAGAAUUUGGAGUCUACAACGUAGCUGAUUUUACACAAUGCUGAGAGAUGGGACUUAUACACUGUUGGGCCGUUUCUUUCUGCCUUUUUCUUUAUACUGGAUCCCGAGUACAGUUCUGAUUGCCUUCGUUCACUAGAAGAAGGAGAUUAGGUAUUUUGUUCAAUGGUUGAACUUCAAAAAUAGUCAUACAGAGUUACAAUAAUAACAGCACUAAUGCUGCAAACUGCGUUGUGGUUCUAAAUUGCAACUCUCUUGAUAAACAAUCCAUUAACAGCAGAUUUGCAAAAAAAAAAUGAUCCUGCAUAUGGUCAAGAUUGAUAGAGAAGAUCUCUUAGACUGAGACCAGAAGUUUUUGUUUUGUGCAUUAAGGUGUCUGCCCAGUUUCAAUUUAAAGGAUUGGGAGGAAUCCCUGCAAAGGAACAUCCAUGGAGAUGAUGCAUGUGAAUAAUUUCCCUUUCAGGAGGCAUUCAUGGAUAUGCUUUGAUGUGGAUAAUGGCACAACAUCAGGUCGGAGUCCCUUAGAUCCAAUGACGAGUCCUGGCUCAGGACUCGUUCUACAGGCCAACUUUGUACAUAGUCAACGACGGGAGUCCUUCCUGUACCGGUCUGAUAGCGACUAUGACCUCUCUCCAAAGUCUAUGUCAAGGAACUCCUCCAUUGCGAGCGACAUGGGGUCCCAGCGUCCUCCACCAGAAAAUCCGCAAUGCUGGCCUGUGGGUUUGACACCGUUGAUUAAUCGCCGUCAGAGGCCCUGUUUGGUUUCACGGAGAUCAGAACCAGUGCUUUCACUGAUGAUAGGAAAUCAUGGAGAUGACCUAAUAGUGACUCCCUUUGCACAGGUGCUAGCAAGUCUGCGCACUGUAAGGAACAACUUUGCUACACUAACCAACUUGCAAGAUCGAGCAUCCAGCAGCAAGCGCUCACCAAUAUGUAACCAACCACCCAUGAAUAAGCCAAGUUUCACAGAGGAGGCCUACCAAAAACUUGCAACAGAGACCCUGGAGGAGCUUGACUGGUGCCUGGACCAGCUGGAGACCCUGCAGACCAGGAAUUCUGUCAGUGAAAUGGCCUCCAAUAAGUUCAAGAGGAUGCUCAAUCGUGAGCUUACUCACCUCUCUGAGAUGAGCCGAUCAGGCAACCAGGUCUCUGAGUUCAUAUCCAGUAUAUUUUUAGAUAAACAACAUGAAGUUGAAAUUCCAUCACAAGCACAGAAAGAAGAAAAGAAAAAGAGACCAAUGUCACAGAUCAGUGGGGUGAAGAAACUCAUGCACAGUUCAAGCUUAACAAAUUCUAGCAUUACUAGGUUUGGAGUCAAGACCGACCAGGAAGAUCUUUUGGCAAAGGAAUUGGAAGAAAUUAACAAAUGGGACUUUAACGUCUUUAAGGUGGCAGAAUAUUCUGGAAACAGACCUUUAACAGUUGUCAUGUACACAAUUUUUCAGGAGCGGGAAUUGCUAAAAACAUUCAAAAUUCCACCGGACACUUUAAUAACCUACUUGAUGACCCUGGAAGAUCAUUACCAUGCAGAUGUAGCUUUUCACAAUAACAUUCAUGCGGCAGACGUUGCUCAGUCCACUCAUGUUUUGCUAUCUACGCCUGCAUUGGAGGCUGUCUUUACCGAUCUGGAGAUCCUUACUGCAAUAUUUGCAAGCGCUAUUCAUGACGUGGAUCACCCAGGGGUUUCAAACCAGUUCCUUAUCAAUACAAAUUCAGAACUCGCCUUGAUGUAUAAUGAUUCGUCGGUACUGGAGAACCAUCACUUGGCUGUUGGCUUCAAGCUUCUGCAAGAAGAGAACUGUGAUAUUUUCCAGAACUUGACGAAGAAGCAAAGACUGUCACUGAGGAAGAUGGUCAUCGACAUUGUUCUUGCCACAGACAUGUCCAAACACAUGAAUUUACUAGCUGAUUUGAAAACAAUGGUAGAAACGAAAAAGGUGACGAGUUCUGGAGUACUCCUUCUAGACAACUAUUCAGAUAGAAUACAGGUUCUGCAAAAUAUGGUGCACUGUGCGGAUAUAAGCAACCCCACAAAACCUCUUCAGCUGUACCGGCAGUGGACAGAUCGAAUAAUGGAAGAGUUCUUUCGCCAGGGAGACCGAGAAAGGGAAAGGGGAAUGGAAAUAAGUCCCAUGUGUGACGAGCACAAUGCCUCCAUUGAAAAAACACAAGUGGGCUUCAUCGACUACAUUGUCCAUCCUCUAUGGGAGACAUGGGCUGACUUAGUCCACCCUGAUGCACAAGACAUUUUAGAUACACUGGAAGAUAACAGAGAAUGGUAUCAGAGCACAAUUCCACAGAGUCCUUCACCUGCCCCUGAUGAUGGCAGUGAAGGGCGACCAGGACAAGUGGACAAGUUUCAAUUUGAGUUAACACUAGAAGAAGAUGGUGAAUCAGAAACUGAAAAAGACAGUGGUGGUAGCCAGGGUGAAGAUGACAACAGCUGUAGUGACUCCAAGACUCUUUGCACUCAAGACUCCGAAUCAACAGAAAUUCCAUUGGAUGAACAAGUGGAUGAAGAAGAGGGACCAACAGAUGCCUCCGGGGAACAGGAGGCAGAAGAAGAAGCGAAAGCUGUAGAUACAUAAUAAUGUUGACAGAGAAGUUAUCUUGGAAGAAUCUUCCAAGCACACGUGUAGCUACAGCUAAUGCAAAUUCCUCAUCCUCAUUGACAGUACUUUGUAUAUCACAAAGCCAGGAAUCAUCUAGAUGACUCUGUACUCAGGAAUAACAUGUCAGAAUUUCAGCUCGACGUCAUCAUUACAGCAUGGGAAAUCUAGUUAAAAACUGAUCAUUACUACUAUCAGAUUUAUGAAUCCGAAAUAGCAAUGGAUUGCUUCUGGUGGGAAGAAUUGUUAAACCAAAUGUGGGUUUUUUUUUUCACAAAGCUGUAGCAGUUUGAGCUUUAUUUCCAUUUACAGAUGACAAGAAAGUAUGGAAAUACAUUCAUGAGAUUAUGCUGCAGACACUGGUUUCUUCAAAUGCUUCAGUAAUGAAGAUUGAAAUGCACAGUAUUGUAUGAGGCUGUGGUUAGAGGAGAUUUGUCACCAAUGGGAAGUUUGAUCAUUUAUGAAAUCACAAGACGUUUUAUAAUUUCAAGUCUUCCUUGAAGCCUGACUGUAAAAACUGUACUGCUACAAGCUGUACUGACCUCUUUUUGUAUCAUAUGUAAUACAGAGAACUUUUUUAGAUUUUACUUUUGUUAAUACAGAUUUAUGGAAGUAUUAUAUUUAAAAAUACUUUGAAUUUUCAUUUGUUAUUGGUAGAUAUACUAGUAACUUGCAAGUUCUCUGUACAAUUCUGUAUGCUGAGUGCAAGUAGUUUAUCAUCAUACAUAUUAUGAUUUUAUGAAUUUAAUACCAUUUAAAGCAAUUAUUCUCUGGGAAUAAAAAUGCCAGAAGUCCCCAGAUGCUGCAUUUUUCUUUGUUAAUGAUUGCAUUGAAAGGCAUUGGAUCUGAAUGAAACCUUUGAUUUAUAUGUUGCCCCAGCAGCUUGUGGAAACUCAUAGAUAGCAGACAAUCAACCUUGAUAGGCUGUCUCCAGAAUUGGGCAUAAAAUGCACUGAAUUUCACAACACUCAAAUUUUCUUGCCAAAAUAUGCUCAAGCUGCGGACAGCUUGUGACGGUAAUGCAAGCAAAGUUACGUUGCAUUAUUGUGAAGAUUCAGAUGAAAAAUUUCCAUAUUGUGUAAAACCGUGCAGCCACGGUAAUGUAGCGGUUAGCGCAAUGCUCUGGGUGUUCUGGAGUUCGAGUUCAGUUCUGGUGCCGUUCGGUAAGGAGUCUGUGUGCGUGGGGCUUUGCCCGGGAGCUCUGGUUUCCUCCCGCAGUCCAAAGAUGAACCAUGGCGGCUAAUUGGUAACUGUAAACUGUCCUGCGAUUAGGUUAGGGUUAAUUGGGUUCGCUGGGGCGGCGUGACUCAAAGAGCCAGAAGGGCCUACUCCGCACUGUAUCGCUAAAUAAUAUAAAUACAAAUAAAUACUGUAUGGCGGCAUGUAGCUCCAAAUUAGUACACCUAGGCUUGCAAGUUACUGUACCAAUGCAAAACUUUUACUUCCCCACCUACCCAACCCCACCAACAUGCCCACACCUCCCACUCCCCACCCAUCCAUAUCAGGAUGUUUUGGGGAGAACUUAUAGAUAGAACAAACUGUAAAACUUGAAUAGGUCUGGCUGUUAAGGAGCACCUACUGAAUGAGCUUAUUUUUCUCCAUUAUUUAAUUUUGUUGCCAUACCUUUUUCCUCACCAAAUGACCUUACUUGUAAUCCAGUCUUGUUUGUCUCUGUUUACAACCAUGUAUUUAUUGAACUGUACAUACUGUAAUGUUCAUUGUAAAUUAUUGAUUCUUAUUAUAACACAAUUCCUAAUGGACUGGUGUUACUACAAUAGAAUCUCUUUGUGAAAAAAUGAAUAUACUUAUAUCUGUAAAUUUUCUUCUAUAAUAUUAUGCCAUCUGUAGCUUGACAAAGGAGAACUUGAGGAAAUCAACACUUGAUGUAAACGGUUGUAGGCCUUUGGCCCCAGGGUUGUGCCUUAACUUUCUCCAAUAUAUUGUUACUGUCUGCUGCAUUUCAAAGCUUACUAGUCAAGUGACAGUUCGAUGAAAGGGGAGAUUCUUUCCUAUUAAAAGCAGAGCCUCCUUUGACACGUAAACUGUAGAUUUCAGCAGCCCUGGCCCAAAGGAAUUGGACUUCUUUUUCUUUUUGAAUUAAACCAUAAUAAAAGGGAUUACAGACAAUUGUUAUCUACAGAGACUCCUGAACAAUUUAUUUUGUUUUGAAUAUGUCUUUAGAGCAGCAACUUGUCUGAUGGUUGCAAAAGAAGAAUCUUUCAAUGGUUUUCCUAAUCUCUUACAGUCUAUGGUAUAGCACUGUAUGUAUAUCAUGCUGAGAAACCUUCAUAAAAUGUUUUUAUAUGCAAUGAUAAAAAUAAAAG
Mobula hypostoma (lesser devil ray) is the source of this 5819-nucleotide messenger RNA. It is a transcript of the gene pde4d, whose product is annotated as phosphodiesterase 4D, cAMP-specific. Lineage: Eukaryota; Metazoa; Chordata; Chondrichthyes; Myliobatiformes; Myliobatidae. The transcript has 17 exons. The coding region runs from base 1315 to 3474 and encodes 719 amino acids. The record is from RefSeq and is a predicted model, not a curated record. Gene Ontology annotation, molecular function: 3',5'-cyclic-AMP phosphodiesterase activity. Gene Ontology annotation, cellular component: cytosol; perinuclear region of cytoplasm; nucleus. Gene Ontology annotation, biological process: signal transduction.